UCUAUUUCAUGGUCAAAAAGAUUCGCUGUCCCCCUUCUCGUCUCUCUCCCUCUCUCGUCGUGUCUGCAUCUUCAUCUUCAACCGCAGUGCCGUUCUUACUUUCUCAUUCCCAUAGACGACAGGUCGUCUAAUUAGAUUCUUCAAUCAUCUUCAAUUCCUUCUUCACUCUUGUUACGACUCGUUCCUUUCCAGUACAUAUACGCAAUGCAGCUCCUCAACUAUCUUCCCGUGGCCUUGCUGGCUUACGCCACAGGGGUUGCCGCCGUCCCCGAUCAUGAUUCUGGUGAUAACUCCUCCUCCACCGAAGACUCCGCAGCCGACUUCACACCCGCCGUCAACUGCCGCAACGACAUCUGCUACUCCGCCGUCGUCCCAGAGGCCACCGCCAACUCCGAGUCGGGGCCCAUCUGGUUCCAGAUCUACGCCCCGACAAAAUUCGCCUGGGUCGGUCUCGGCACCGGCACCCAGAUGGCCGAUGCCAACAUGUUCAUCAUCUACCAAGACGGCAACGGCAACGUCACGCUGUCUCACCGCCAGGCCAGCGGCCACACCAUGCCCCAGGUCCCAGCGGAUAGCUCCGUGACGACGACGCUCUUGCCUGGCACAGGUGUGAGCGACGGGUUCAUGGUGGCCAACUUUCGUUGUACCAACUGCACCACCUGGAAGUCAGGCGAAAGUCUGGACUUUACGUCGGCCGGCACACCCAUGAUUGGCGCGUGGCAGGAGGGCGACCCCCUUGAUUCGACGGAUGUCGAGGAGAAAAUUGGGCAGCACACGGGCAGCCCGCGCAUCUUCUCCCUCGAUCUGUCUACUGCCAUCAAGUCGACUGCUGGAAAUCCCUUCGUGGACCAAUUUGCUGUCCCCGAGGGGGCUAGUAACAGCAGUUCCGCGGAUGGCGAUUCUGGGGACGACACUACAGGUGGUGAUGGCGAGAGCGCCGGUGUUGGCAAGUUCUCCCUUGUUUCUGGGGGUGUUGCUGCUGCGAUCAUGAUGGGCCUCUCUCUCCUCAUGUAAUUUAUGACAUGCAUCGACUCGAGAGACAAAGGUCCGGUAGCCCUGUAGGAAGGCUUCUAUCAUGGGUUGAGACUGGUGGAAGAGAAGCUCCCCACGCUGGAACGCGAGAUCUAUCUGUGAUAGUAUCAUGUCGUCGGGC
This is a messenger RNA of Emericellopsis atlantica, 1153 nucleotides long. RefSeq lists its product as uncharacterized. The transcript is spliced from 3 exons. The record is from RefSeq and is a predicted model, not a curated record. The coding region runs from base 205 to 1014 and encodes 269 amino acids. Lineage: Eukaryota; Fungi; Ascomycota; Sordariomycetes; Hypocreales; Bionectriaceae.